GUGUUCUUAUAUUCUCACCUCAUCUCCCUCUUUUCUUUCAUUGAUCUUCACCCCCUUUGAUUUGCUUAAUGGCCUCUCUGAUCCAAGAAAACUGGGCAACCAUCAAUGACCAAGACGGUUUUGAUGAGUUUGAGUCCUUGGAAAUCGACGACACCCUGCUCAUGUCUAUACUCGAAGAACCACAUGUGGACGACGAGUGUGACGACGAGAGAUUAUCGAGUGUCAUUCAAUCUUUAGAAGCAGAGAUUAAUCCUAUUGUGAUAGAUGAUCAUGAUAUGAGUUUGGAGCUCGAAUGGAACGUUGAUUGGGAAGGUUGUCAUCAGUUUUCAAUCAAUCAGAACAUUUCAAGAUCACAUGAAUUAGAUUAUAACUGGAUGGAAAUGGAUGAGAUGUACAUCCAAGGGUAUGAAGAUGGGAUGGGUGGUAUCAUAGAGUUUGGUGGUGUUAAAGAUUACCCCCAAUUUUCAUAUGGAAAUAACAUGGAGGAGCAUGUGUAUGGUGCCUUGUGGCAAGAAAUUAAUUGAUUAAUACCCUUAAAAAAGGUGUAGUAGCCCAAAUAUUUUGAUUAAUGGGACUUUUUUGUAAAGGAAAUUGUAAUAUUUGGGGGUUUUCAGUUGCCCUUCGUUAUCUAAAUCGAUUAAAUAUUCACAAAAAAAAACUGUUUUUGUUCACAUGAGUUAUUAGGUUAAAGCAGAUUGCAGAUGGGUUUUAAAUACGAUAACAUAAUUUCUCACGGGGGUAUUGAUGCUCGGUAUGAAAGAAGUAGGGGGGGACAGCGAAUUCGAUCCCCUUUCAGAUCCUUCAUUUGUGUCAAUUUCUGCUUGGAUUUGCGAAUCGUAUACUCUUGUAACUUUUCAACUGUUGUCUCUUGGUGUCUAUAAAAAGAACUGAUACAACAUUGUUUUUUCAUCUUACGUACACAAAGUUGUAAACGCAACUGUGUUUUUUUUAAAUAUAUUUUGUAUGCUGA
Cynara cardunculus var. scolymus (artichoke) is the source of this 970-nucleotide messenger RNA. RefSeq lists its product as uncharacterized. The record is from RefSeq and is a predicted model, not a curated record. Bases 69 to 524 code for a protein of 151 amino acids. The transcript has a single exon. Lineage: Eukaryota; Viridiplantae; Streptophyta; Magnoliopsida; Asterales; Asteraceae.